CUACUGCUACUGCUGCUGCUGCUGUUACUGCUGCCGUUGUAGCAGUUUGUGUGAAACAGCAGUCUUCAGUGGUGUGGAACUGUGGUUACAAUGCCAGAGCUCUGCUACCAACAUGGGAUGUGGUCUGUCGAAUUUACGCCGCUCAAAGUCGAGGAGAACGGCUGCAGUGGAGGACGACUGUGCAGUAAUUCAUGGAGGCCGUGAUAAAGGCAAAGUGAAGAUCCAUUAUGGCAAGGAGGUCUCUUUAAUUGCAGCUGACCCCAAACUCAUCUUCAUAUUCGGUGGACCAGGAUCAAAGAAAGGCGCUAUUGUUAAUGAGUUAAUGUGCACAUUCGGAUUUACUUUAAUUAAUGCAGAAAGAAUCAUUUUACAAAGACUUAUGAAGAACCUGGAUGAUCAGCAAGAUUCCCUUGAUUGUUCAGCAGCUGUAAAAAGACUUUUAAAGGACCAACCAGAACUGGUAUGUCUUGACUGGGUUAUGCAAGAAAUUAUAAAACAACUAGAUAAAAGACCAAAGGGAUUUUAUUUGGUUGAUGUUCUUCCAAACCUAAAAGUCCUCUUAAAGUUGGAUGGACUUCUCAAAAAUACGGGCGAGGAAUUAAGCAAACUUGAAGCUAAGUACCCAGUGUCAUUUGCAAUAAACAUGGACAAACCUUCAGUGAAAAAACCAAGUCAUUCAGAAAAUUCUAAUUCCAAGAAAAAUAAGAGUUCUGGAAGUAAUACUCACACAGAUGAAGCAGAUUAUUCUAGAACAGAGAAACGGUUAACACUCUAUGGAAAUGCUGUGAAACCUUUCUUGGAAUAUUUCCGUAAAUCAGAGAAAAUGAUUUCAAUAGAUUCUUCAUCGGGUAAAAUUGACACAAUUUGUUCAAUUCUCACAGACUUUAUGACCUCCUUGAAUAUGCAAAGUCAGAAAGCAAUCAGUACUGUGAUAUACUUUGCAUUUACUGCAGAAGAGUGUAACUCAAUCAGAGACACAUACCUUGUAAAUUAUAUUUGUUUAAAGGACCAUAACGAACUUGAUGAUUCAUCACCAGAGAAGCUCUUCCAAUGGUUGUGUUGUUACAUUGCCGAAAAUCAGUAUGAGAAUCGGAACUUCCUUAUUAAUAUGGUUGGAAUUGAUAUCAAUUCUAAUUCCUUUAAUCAAACAUCUAACAAGAAACCAGUGCUCUUCUUUGAAGUCAAUAAUUCUGUAUUGAAGAAAUACAUGGAAUGUCGCACACGAGACGUGAAACAGCAGCUGAAGGAAGUGAAAACAGUCAUCUCAACUGAAAAUGAAGUUUACUUGUUCUCUCCAGACACAGAUUCAGAACUUUGCAAGCACAUAGCAUGGUGCUUCACUGAGUACCGUGAAAGUAUAUAAGGACUUGAGCUGCUCAAUGACUCAUUAUCAACAUUUCCUGCUCGUCAUUGCUGCCAUUCUAUAAUUCCUGGACAUUUUAACCAAUGUUUUCCUAAUUCCAAACCCAUUGACUCUUCCUUCCCUCCUUCACCUUGUUUCAUCUCUUAAAUAUUUUAUUUUUGGUUAUUUUUGUAGCAUAAUUAUUGAAAAAUGAGCUGAUAUAUCAUCGUGAAUAACAUAUAUAAAUAUACAUACAUACAUACGUAAAUAUAUACACAUAUAUAUGCAUAUAUGAAAUACAUAGAUACAUACACACACAUAUAUGUAUGUGCAGCGAAGAAGGC
Octopus sinensis (East Asian common octopus) is the source of this 1686-nucleotide messenger RNA. RefSeq lists its product as uncharacterized. The coding region runs from base 113 to 1363 and encodes 416 amino acids. NCBI's taxonomy places the organism in Eukaryota, Metazoa, Mollusca, Cephalopoda, Octopoda, Octopodidae. The transcript has 8 exons. The record is from RefSeq and is a predicted model, not a curated record.